AUGAACCUCCUCUCCUUCUGCACCCUAUCCCUCGCCGCGGCGAGCUCCGUCCUAGCAUCCACAACAACCGACGUCGCCCCCGUCGAGCUUUCCUCUCUGGCCAACGACUGUAGCCCCGAAGUCUACACAGACGCCGGUACAAUGGAAGCAAUCCGCAACACCCUAGCAAUCUACCCCUUCGCCAUCGAUGGCAAAAACUUCGACGCGCUCAGCAAAGUCUUCACCACCGACGCGGUAGCAAACUACUCCGCACCCCUCAACAUAUUAACCCCGCUAUCAUCGAUUCAAUCCGUGCUAGAGACUAGCCUGGCAUGUGUGACUACACAGCAUCUUUUCGGUACACAAUGGAUUGAUGUCGUGUCUCCUGUCACCGCUAAGUCGGUGACGUAUUUCCGGGCUGCGCAUUUUGGGAAGGGAGAGACGGAGGGGCAGGUGCUUUAUGCGUAUGGUCAAUAUCAGGAUAAUUGGGCGCGUCAGGCGAGUGGUACUUGGCGUAUUGUUCAUCGGAAUUUGGUUUAUAUGGGCCCGCAAAUUGGUAACAUUUCGGUCUUCUCGUGUUGA
This is a messenger RNA of Penicillium cataractarum, 561 nucleotides long. RefSeq names its product nuclear transport factor 2 family protein. Lineage: Eukaryota; Fungi; Ascomycota; Eurotiomycetes; Eurotiales; Aspergillaceae. Bases 1 to 561 code for a protein of 186 amino acids. The transcript has 2 exons. The record is from RefSeq and is a predicted model, not a curated record.